Messenger RNA from Lymnaea stagnalis (great pond snail), 5747 nucleotides. Lineage: Eukaryota; Metazoa; Mollusca; Gastropoda; Lymnaeidae. The record is from the annotation of a GenBank genome assembly.
GAUUCAGAAUGAGACGACAAGGGAAGUAAGUCAUUCCUAUUCAUUGUCACUUCCUCGUUCGCAACUGUAGAACUUUUAGCAGUUUUAAAGUUUUUAAUAUUUCGGCAAUAAUUAUUGACCAAAAUGAGUGGUAAAGUUAUCGUCUACAUUAGCAAUCUUGUUUCAAAUAUGGAGGUAAGAAGUUAUUUUAAUUUAUAUAAUAAUUAUGCAAAAUUAUGUGUAGUCGUGACAAUAAUGAUCCCAGUCAGUGUCAGUCACAAACCCGGUAUACUUGCAGUUACUGGUAAACCCACAACACCCAUGCCAUACCUAAGUCAGAGGCGUACCAAAGUCAGAUUCAUAAGUAAAAUUUAAUUUAUUGGUCUUGGGCUUGAAAAACGAAUAUAAAAGAAGCAAUGACCAUUGAAAUGUCACCCAAUGUCUGCUCUUAUUGAAACUGUUGAGGCUGAGGUAUUUAGAAAGUAAGAAAGCAGCCAAUUUUAAAUAUGUUAAUAUGGGAGUGGUUAUUCUAGGUCUCAUUUAGACACUGACAGAAAUUUUAAAUAUUUUCCCAUUGCCAUAACUGAUACAUCAUUUAAAAGUGAUAAAUUAUUUUAAAAGGGCUAGCUUUAUAAAAACAUAAAUUUCAUCUUUCUAUCUUUUAUAAUUUAUAGAAGUGGAGUUAUGAAUUUUUUGGUGAUUUUUAAAAAGCCACCCUCUUUAUCUUUGUAUUUAAUUGCAAAAAUGUGUGGCAGACUUCCAUAUUUCUGCAUUAUUUUUCCCAAAACUUGUUUAUUUUAAAAGAUAAUGCUACCGAAUUUUCAGGAAAUAUUCUCAAUGCAAUAUAAUAUAGUCAGGUAGUUGUAAAAGUUAUGUAAAGUUUACAGUAAAGCUACUGAGCCAACUGUCAAAAGUGGCCUAGCCUUGAUUUUUUAUUCAAUCUAUCUUGAGCUCCACUCGUGGUGUACAUGGAAUUGGUUUUUAAAUGCAAAUAAAUUUAAACGGUUAUUUUGUUAUUACAAAGUGAGUAAAGUGAGUAACUCUGUAACUUUCCUGCUUAUAAUAACACUAAACCUUUUUUGUUUCUUUUUUGCCUAGACUCGUAAGCAACAGAUGAGGAUCCAGGAUGUUUUAUCUGGUGCUAAGAUUGAUUUCGAAGUAGUUGAUGUGUCUGCCAACAAAGAAAACCUGGCUAAAAUGAGAGAAGUAGUGGGAAAUGAGCAUGCUCUUGCACCUCAAAUUGCUAAUGGAGAUAAUUACUGUGGGGUAAGUGAACCGUAAUGCAAUGUUUACUGUGAGAUUAGAGUAAUAAUGCAUUAUAUAUUAUUGGAUAUCAACUACAGGGGGAAUGUCACUGUGCUUCUUGUAUAUAAAAAAUGUUAAUAUUUUGAAUACCCUAGUACAUGAUAAAAAAACCAAAAAACAUUAUAAAAUAACAUACAGCAAUAAAAUUGAUCCGGUAGAUUCAUGACAGCCAUUUAUAACUUUAGUCUCCAAUAUUACUAAACAAAUAAAGUUACCUUUAGUUUAAACAGAAAACAGGUUCUGUUUAUUGCUAGUGUUUUUGUUAAUAUGUCUUUAUUUAAAAUCCUAAUUAAAAUAAAUUUAACUAAUUUUACUGCCUUUGGACAACUUGAAAGUAUUUCCUAUGAAGAAUGGUCACAUGUAUUUACAGCUAAAUUUCGUAUGUGCAUCGAUUCAGUCAUGCGUAGAGCUCAAUGCAUUAAUGAUCCUUCCCCCCCCCCCCCCCCCCGUACACAUGUUUUGCUACACUUAACGCAGUAAUGUAAAAAUUGAUAAAAGCAUCAUUGCUUUCCUUCUCCAGGACUACAAUGCAUUUGAUGAUGCAGUUGAAUGCAAGACAUUACAUCAGUUCCUGAAGGUCUAAGAAGCUUUGCUCUCUCUCCUGUAUCCAUAUUUGCUCCACCAUGCAAGCAUUGUCACUGACAGAGUGAGCCACUUAGCUAUGUUCGCAUCUAUCAAAGGAUCAAACAAAUUUAAAGCCUCUUGUACUUUAUCUUUAUCACAUUAAUAAUCUGUAAUGGGUUUUUUUUUUACCCAGAUGGUGGAUUAAGGCUUGAUAUUUUUUGUUUAUAUUCAUUCAGAUAAUUUCUACAAAAUAGACACUCAGUACAUUUUGAGUACCGGUAAUAAAUUAAGUAUCAAUAUUUUCCUGAGGCUUGUAACAUUUAUGCUUUUCAACAACUUCUUAUCAUGUAUUUAUUUAUGGUCACUCAGUCAGUGAAGUAUUUUUGUUUUGUGUUACAUUCCCUGUUCACAAUUUUAUAUGGUUUGGUUACUAUUGCUAUUUUAUAGAGUACUUUAUUUUAACUUGUUUGGACUGGCAAUGUCUGCUACCAGUUUCACAACAUAGGCAUUUUGAUGAUGACACGUUCAAGAAAUUUUUUUUAAAAAUGUGUCUUCCCCAUGACAAGGGUGGAGAGGGUUUUGUUUUAAAUGAGAUGGAGUGACAGCUUAUUUGUUAAUUUAAAAAACAAAACAAAACAUCUUGUAAUAUGAGAUGAAUGUGUGUUUGUUGAGGAUCAACUUUUCACCACAUUUUUUAUAUUGAUGCUCCUGCAAUGCUUUUAAAAGCAAUGAAACUUCACAUUUGCUAACAAAGGGCAGUUUAUUUUAGGGGAUUAAAAAACUGAAAAUUUAAUUUUAGGAUGAGCUUAUCAUAUUAUUAAAAUCUGAUUUAAAAAAAAAAAAAAAAAAUUUUCAGAUUUUUACCAAUGUCCGUCUUAAGAGAGUGUUUCUUGCUGUUUAUCCAUUGUUUUUAUAACAAUACACCUGUUUGUUAAAUGAUGUUUAAAACAAGCACUUCCUUAUCUUCCUCCUUUCUGAUGCCAUGUGUUUUUCUCACAUCAAACUUAAACCAUUCAGCUUUUUGCUUAGAUAUAUCUCUAGGUUUCUUUGUCCUGGAUUUUUAUAUUAUGUCAAUCCUAUGGAUACAGAAAUAUGCAAGCUAGUGUUACAUUUGUCUUCUGGUUUGGAUAUUGAUGAAAAUUAAAGCUGCUCUAGCUACAAGUCAAGAUUGGUUGCACCAAACCCAAUGUGAUAAUCUCAUGCUAGUCUGAUUGUCCAACAUAUUUUUAAAAAACUAGAGAAGUGAUCAAGAAAAUACUGAACAGAUUCAAACAUAUUUGUUCAUCUACACCUGAUGUAUUUUUGACACUUGACAUAUCUGCAUCCUUGGCCGGCUCGUGCCUGAAUAACAUUCCUGUUCUAUGUAAAGUAAAGGACCCACUUGCUGAUUUUAAUCAAUUAAAAAAAACAAUAACCAAAUCUAUUGCAAUCUUAGGUAAUAAAAAUCAAACUGUAUGCAAAAACUUGACUACAUUCACCACAAAACAAUGUAUAGAUCAAAAGCCUUCUUCAGCAAACAUGUGAAAAAAUAAAUAAAAGGUCAGUUAACAUCAUAUCAAGUUGGAUACGCUGGAUUCGCCAAUAUCAUUCCUAUUGCAAUGUCAAUUCGUCUGCGUUCAUUCCAUCCGCUUAGGUGUACUGGUACUAACAUCAACCUUUUCUAUUAAUGAAAACGGAUUCAUUUUUUAAAAAUCAUUAAAUAUGUCUUUUUGGCUUUUUAAAAAGUGGUUUGAACAAUUCUAUGGGUAUCCAAUGACCAAUCUUGCAACUCUUGAGUUAUGUAAGUACAUGGUUAAGGAACUCUGGUGUAUAGUAUUUAUAUAUAAGUAUAUCUGUUGUGUCAGCUUUUUGUCUACCUGUUUGUUUGCUGUCCGGUGUUUUCAUUUUUGUAAAAUGAUUAUUUUUUAAAAAGUGUUUUUUGAGUUAUUGUGCAAAUAUAUAGAUACAUCUUAAUUUUAUUCUAAACUUUUAUUUGUAAAAGCCUGUGCUAUGAAAUUUUACAUGCAUGUUUUUGCAUCUUUUUAAAGACUCAAAGCAUCAUCUUUUAUCUGUACCUUUAAACAGGAUGGUUUUAAUAUGGGCCCUUUAUAAAAAAAAUAUAAAAAUGAUCAAACAUUUUUCACUGCAAAAUUUCAGCUUUCCAUGAUUUGCAUUCCUGAUAUGUUUAUUUAUAACAAUGACCUUGUUUGAUAAUCAAUAUUGAACAAAAAAAUUUGUUUGUUGGAAGGUUUGGAGGGGGAUCGGGGUGGAUUAGACAUCAUUCCAUCCUUGUAAAAAAAAAAAAAUUACAAGUAGUACAUUUGUAGACUUUUACAAACUCUCCCAUUCCUUGGUGUUUUAAAUUUGGCAUGGUUCAAAAGCUCAACUGUUGACACUUCAGACUCUCAAAAUUUUACUACUUGUGAUUAGAUUACAGUCCCCCAGACAAAAGUACCAAAAUGAAAUGUAUUGCAUUUAUGAACUUGUGCUUUCUUACUUGGUAGGGUUAAGAUUUUCCUGCCUUAAACUAACCUGCUGGAGAUGAGCCUUUCAUCUCCUGUGGACAGUCUCACUUUAUUUCUGAUUUACUUCUCACCCUUUGUAGGCCUUACCCAAUCCUUAAUUGGCUUUCAAAGUUUUACCUUGUGGUCAUAAAUGGGAAUUGAAAAACUUCAUGAGGGAUGUAAUUGUAAUGAAUUCAGAGGACAAACAAGUCAGCCAUUUUUCUGAUUUCUCUUAACUCAGUGUAAGUGAUUCACUAGAUCAGCUGUAGCUGAAAAAUCUUGAUAUUGAUUAGACCAGCUGAUGUUGAUGAAUCUUGAAAUUGAUAAACUAGUAAGCUCCAGCCUCCAGGGCUUACAGUCUAUGUUUCUCUAUGUAAUUGUAAUAGAACCACAUUUAAGAUUCUAUUCUACUGGUUAUUUUGUGCUCAAAGCCUCUUGAAAAUGAUUUAGAGAAGGAAUUUUUUUUUUUUUUUUUUUUUUUUUUUUUAGUUAAAAUAUUGCAUGCGUUUUCUCAUUAAUUUGUCUAUAUCAAGCCAGAUAGUCGCUUUAAGUCUAUUAUAGAAGAUAUGAAGUCACAACAGAAUUAUAUCAAUCUUGCUACAAACAAGUUUGCUCUAUUUACUUGUUAGUCCCAACAUUGGUCUGAAGAGUGGAAAUAAACACAGCUUUUCAUUGGCCAGUUUAAAAACCUUAUUUUUAAUAUGAAAAUAAUAAACAAAACUUUUAUUUUGCCAUACUUGUUGUCAACAGAUUUAUAUUUCUACAGUUUUCAACUUACAAUUUGAAGACCUCCUUGUUUAAAUAACUUUCCCUUUGUUAUGGGCAAGCAAGUGUUUUAUUUUUUGUAUAAAGGUUUCUUUUUGUUACUUAAAAUAGGCUCACCUGAUGUAUCUCUCUUUAAUAAAUUCAUGCUGGAAUUUUAAAAAUUGUGCAGUUUUUUUUUAAAUGUUAGUAAUUCUUGGAAAGAUGUCAGUGGCAUUCUGAAUUUAAAUGUCACUUUGCUUUUUUAAUUUUUAUUGUUAGUUAAUAAGUAAUUUUUAUAAAGAUGUCAGUGGCAUUCCAACUUCAAUAUUACUAUGUUUUAACUAGAAUAAGAUGAAGAAAAAAAAAAUUAUUCAACUUAUUUUUUGGUGAAUUUUUAAUUACCGGUAAUACAUUUGCUUUGAUCAUUUGCUAUCUAUUUUUCAUCAUUUUUAGCAAAGUUAGCAAAGGAGAAAUAUUUUUUUUUUUUUGAAUUUUUAUAAUGAAAAGUUAUUAUAAGGUCUGAAUAAUAAGAAAGAAGUGGGUUUAUUGUUUCUGUUUGUGUCAAAAUGUUGAAGUUUCUGUUUGUCCACAUGUGCAAUUUAACAUUUUUUAUUUUCAAAAGCAUCUGCAUUUUAAAAAAAACAACAAUAAACCAAAACAUUCUUAUCCUCU